This is a messenger RNA of Aedes albopictus (Asian tiger mosquito), 4342 nucleotides long. It is a transcript of the gene Gyg, whose product is annotated as glycogenin-1. The coding region runs from base 849 to 4148 and encodes 1099 amino acids. The record is from RefSeq and is a predicted model, not a curated record. Lineage: Eukaryota; Metazoa; Arthropoda; Insecta; Diptera; Culicidae. Gene Ontology annotation, molecular function: glycosyltransferase activity. Gene Ontology annotation, cellular component: cytoplasm. The transcript has 9 exons.
CGCGACGCCAGGACGUCGGCCAAUUGAGAUUGAGUGAGUGAUCUCGAUCGAUCGAGCGUCGUAUUGGUCAACCAACUGUAUACCGUUACAACUGAUCCUCACUCGUGUCCGACUCCUCAGAGCAUUAGGACGCUUUUCGGUUUGGUUCAAGACUUGUGGUGACGGCGGUCUCGCGGUAUUUCGUAGAUCUAUCUAUUCUUCCUUAGUCCCGGAAGCUGUGUGUGGCCGGCCAUCAUUGUGCGAUCAUUCGCGCGGCAUUUAGUUUACGACUGGACUUUUAUUUUGCAAAAAUAUCGCCGGUUAUUCGUCGUCGUCGCCGCCGUGUCGUGGAGUGAGCUAUUUUUAGUCCAUACUCCUUUCUUGUGCGCCUGCAUGUUUUUCUACGGUCCGUGUCGCCUCCGUGCAUCUACACAUAUCAGUAUCAGCUUGUAGAGGUGAAAGUAGAAGAAGGGUGUCCAUCCAAGCAACCGCGAGCGAGCGACAUUCGCGCGAGUGCGAGAUUCUCAUUUUGGGCUAUCGUCUUCUCGUCAGUCAGUCAGCAAGCAGUUCAGUGCCAGUGUUGAACAGAAACCAGUCAGCUUCGGUCGGACAAUCUAGUGAGCUGUGAAAUCCGUCGCGUUUCGGGUCGGAAUCCAAAGCGGGGGAAGGUUUGAGUGCGUUUCGCCUACUUGGAUUAUAGGUAUCCAACUUGAGUGAGUGAAAACGUGCAAAGUGACGAUCAGUGCCUACUACUAUUGUGUGAGCAUUCUUCCGUACUUUCUUUUGGUACUUCUGUUCGUGUGUCGUUCAAUAGCUGAAGAAGCUGAAAAAGGUUCCACCGCAGCGGCCAUCGUCCAAUACCAGCAAAAAUGUCAAAUUUCGCUUGGGUGACGCUAGCGACCAAUGAUUCGUACUCGUUGGGCGCCCUGGUCGUGGCGCAUUCGCUCAAACGCGUGCACACAGCUCACCAGCUAGCCGUGCUGAUAACGCCCGGUGUAUCGGAGGCCAUGAAAAAUAAACUACGCACCAUCUUCAAUGUUGUGGAGGAAGUCAACCUGCUGGACUCGAAGGACGAAGCCAACCUGGCGCUGCUCAAACGUCCCGAGCUGGGCAUCACAUUCACAAAGCUGCACUGUUGGCGUCUGACACAGUUCGAAAAGUGUGUCUUCCUCGAUGCCGAUACGCUGGUGCUGCGCAAUUGCGACGAACUGUUCGAAAGGGAAGAACUGUCUGCCGCUCCGGAUGUCGGUUGGCCCGAUUGUUUCAACUCUGGGGUUUACGUGUACCGACCGUCGCUGGAUACGUUCUCCAGCUUGAUGCAGUACGCUGUUACGCACGGAAGCUUCGACGGUGGCGACCAAGGGCUUCUGAAUUCGUACUUUUCGGAUUGGGCACAUAAGGACAUCUCGAAGCACCUCCCCUUCAUCUACAACACAUCGUCGGUGGCUUCCUACUCGUAUCUUCCUGCAUUUAAGCAAUUCGGCCAGAACACAAAAAUCCUCCACUUCAUCGGCACGGCCAAACCGUGGCUGCAAAACUUCAACUCGGAAUCCCGCAAGGUGUACAUCCCUGGCGGCUAUCAGCAUCUGGCCAACUUCCUCCAGUACUGGUGGGAUAUCUUCUGCGAAGAUGUCCACUCACGUUUGAGUGCGGAUAUGUCUGACCUCAACAAUAGUAGGAAUAAUAACGAAAAGCAACAGACAUUCAGUAGCUGGAUCAAACCUAGCCAGGUCAGUACUAGUAAUAAUGCGUACCGUUCGUCCGGUACCGGAAGCUUCUACAGUGGCGAUCAUUUUGGUGGUGGCGGUGAGGGAUCCGAUCAGACCGGUAAUUAUAACCCUAGCGGUAGCUCGACGAUGGAACCUUUCCAUCCGCAAUGGGAUCAGUUCGUUCCCAGCUAUGAUGCGACGAUCGAGUACGUCGAUCCCUGGGAGGAAUACUUCCGAAAGCAGGAAGAAGAGCGUGAUCGUUUGGCACGGGAACAGCAAAAACGGGAGGAAGAAAGAUUGUACUAUCAGUAUCUUGACAACCAACGGUUGCAGGAACAGCUUCGACGCGAUCAUGAACACUGGCACCAACAGCAGCAACAGCACCAUAACCACGAUCACCACCAUCAUCAUCAAGAGCACCAUCACCAUCACGAGCUUGAGCAUCAUCACGAUCACCAUCGCGAUCAUCACGGUCACCAGCAAGAUGCUAAUGUUUUUCAGAGCACAGAACAGUGGGUAGAAAACGUGCACAGGCACGAUCAUAGUGGUCAUUGGGAUCCGGAACCGGCCCGGCCUGUGACGUGGCAACCGGAAAGUGUACAGCAAGGUGGUGGCGGAGGUGGCGGCGACCAAUAUCAACAUCAUCAGCAUCAGGAGCAUCAUCAUCAUCAUCAACAGCAGCAGCACGGUGAUCAUCACCAACCGGAAAGGCACGAUCAUCAUGGUCAUGGAGGUGGAGGCGAAGGUACCAGGGCUGAUGAUCAUCAGCACCAUCACCAGCAGUCGCAGCAAGAUCACCCUUCAGAACAGCAGCAACCCCAACAAGAACAGCAUCCGCAAGGUGGUGGUGAAGGGAGUGGCCUUGCUGGAGCGCUGUCGCAGCUACACCUUGGUGAGCCCAAGUCCACCGAGCAGGAAGUCUACGAAGAGCACAUGCGCCGCCAGUGCUGGGAAUCCGGUAACAUCGACUACAUGGGUCGGGACUCGUUCGAGAACAUCUGGCGCCGCAUCACGCAGACGGUCAGCGCGGGACCAUCCCCGGUGGCCGAAUCCGCCCAAACUCCGGCGGCGUCGACGACUCCACUGCGAGCCAUCAGCCCAGCUCCUCCGCGUCGAAGCCGCUCGUCCAAGUCGCGAUCGCGUUCGACCACACCGAAGCGGGAUCCACGGGACCGUUCGCCAACGCCUCAGCCCGAGGACAUCGUCCCGGUCGAGAAGAAGGAAGUUCAAAUUGAAGCAUCGAUCCAAGAGGAAGAAGACAAUUUGAAUGUUGCGUCACUGGACGAAAGUGCCGCCGAGUGUCGGAAACUGCCACCGCCGGUCCAGUACGAUCCAAUGACCAGUACGACCACACUGACCAAAAAAGUUUUUGCAGGUUAUCAGCAGAUCAUUACCACCAAAACCCCAGAAGGUAAAACCCGUACCCGCACCAAAACCGUGUACGAUCCCAGCGUAGAUGACGAAGAUGUAGUCGACGGACCAAUGUUCGUAACCUCUGCUACAGUUGCCGAAAGCCGAAUCAAGCCUGCUAUGCCGCUAGUGGAACCUGAAACGGAAGUAAUAACUGCAUCGGUUACUUCGAUCAGCCCAGCAGUUACGCCUACUUUGAAAACCACACCUGUAACGCCUACCGCGAUCACCACGUCAGUCCCAACUGCUCCGAAAGCAUCGCCCGCCCCUCCUACUUCGAAAACCACGCCCCCUCCAGCUCCGGUUCCUGAAUCGGAGAAAAAGCCGACCCCGUCCCGCGCCUCGCCCCGGCCUCAGCUAGAACAGCAGGUCGCACAGGAAUCGAUGGCAGGUAAAGAACCCAGUGUCGAACCCAUUAAAACAGUUCGUCGUAAGCGACUCGCGUCACCACAAGCCCCAUCCGCAGUUACCACUUCUACCGCCACACAAACAACUGCAUCCACAAAGCCCAAAACAAAAUCAAAGUCAACCGUUGCGCUCAAGACCGCUUCGGCAGUUGCCAAGACGACCACUCCUUCCCCAUCGACACCCGCCAAACCCAAAGCUACGCCACAAGAGCCUACUAAGACAAAGCCGGCUACGCCAUCGCAGUCGCCUGCCCCAUCCAAAAGCCAAUCAUUGCCAUCGCCAUCAUCCUCAGUGUCAUCCCCACCACCACCACCACCAACUUCAAACCUCUCGUCAACGAACGGCCGGCCAAAGCCAACGAAGAAGUCUAUCGAGGAGAUCGAAACCGCUCCGCUGACGGCCAACGAUGAACUGGACAAUGACAGUGCACCCGUCACGCCCCAGGUGCCGCCUCGUCGCAAGCGGGAAACCAAGGUCUCCCGAAUAGUGCAGGUUCUAACAUCGACCACUAGCUGUUGCUAUAAUGCUGUAAAGAGCGUUGUUCGGACGACCUUCAAUGUUGCUGUUGAUGCUUUGACGGUGUUCUCACUGUUGGUCGUGUGCUAUGGUUUGGCCACUUUUACACCUUCUAUUGAGUCUUAGUGAUUUGUUGUAAUAACCUUUCUUUUUGUGCUUACUCAGGGUCAAAUUGCGUAUAGUUUUUUUUUUCUUUGUUAUAUGAAUGCAUUUUACAGUUUCAUAUUGUUUAGUUAAUUAUGUUUGAGAUAAAGACAUGUUUUAAUCGGCAUAGUAAAUAAUUGAAUUUCCACAAUAAAUUGUAUAAUUAUUUGUUUGAA